UGAACCUCAACCGUCACACUGAACGUCGGUCCAUUUCAGCCAUCCAAACCACACCUUGCACCGGGUUUAGAGCCAUCCAAAGCCCCUCACCCGAAUUGAUUCUUCUUACGGAUUGCACGCGCCGCUCUUGCGACGCCCCGGUCGAGUCAAGAUGGAGCCUCGAGCACGUGCCGGCAAGAAUGUCGGCAAGAUGAACUUUAGCCACAACGAGCUGGCGCAGCUGCUCUACGCUCACGGCGACGUGCAAAACCCCCUCCCCGAGACGGUGCGAGUCCUCGACGAGAUCCUCACCGACUUCAUGCAAUCAAUCGCGUUCGAGGCGACGCGCGCGGCCAACUACUCCGGGCGGCAGAAGAUCAAGUACGAGGACUUUGAGUUCGCGUUCCGCAAAAACCCCGCGUUCCUGGGCAAGGUGCAGGAGGUCUUUGAGAAGCAAAAGGAGAUCAAGAAGGCGCGUGAGAUUCUGCGUGACGGCGAGGACGAAAUCAUGAAGGAUGCCGCCGACGAAGAGAAGCGCCGCGACAAGCCCGAUUCCCGGGCACCGAGGGUCGAGGAGGAGCUAGGCGAGGCCGAUGACGAUGUGGAAGCGGAGGCGGAUGCCCUGGGAAAGAAGCGUUAAGCGUUGGGACUAUUUGUUUCUGUUUCUCGGGUGUUUUAGGCGGUGGACAUGGCUCAGGCGUUCUGGAUCUUGGUUUUCGGGCAGGGCACAACAUCUAGCCCUCAGUGGCAUGGAGUCACAAGUUACGGAAAUUGCAUCGGCAUUCAUAAAUCAUAGAGUUUAAAACGACAUGAUCGAUCCCCUACGGCAGCAACUCCUCAUAAUUCGUCCCCAUGUGGGUGGAGUCUCUACCGAGUUGAUCUACCGCCAAAGGAACCGGCCCUGGCCAGGGCCGGUU
Molecule: messenger RNA, 896 nt
Organism: Ilyonectria robusta
Lineage: Eukaryota; Fungi; Ascomycota; Sordariomycetes; Hypocreales; Nectriaceae
Product: transcription initiation factor IID, 18kD subunit-domain-containing protein
Exons: 2
Coding region: 152-619 (155 amino acids)
Biological process (GO): RNA polymerase II preinitiation complex assembly; transcription by RNA polymerase II
Cellular component (GO): transcription factor TFIID complex
Molecular function (GO): protein heterodimerization activity
Source: RefSeq, a predicted model, not a curated record